Messenger RNA from Haliotis rufescens (red abalone), 8737 nucleotides. RefSeq names its product B-box type zinc finger protein ncl-1-like. Bases 168 to 2972 code for a protein of 934 amino acids. Gene Ontology annotation, biological process: positive regulation of DNA-templated transcription. The record is from RefSeq and is a predicted model, not a curated record. The transcript is spliced from 11 exons. Gene Ontology annotation, molecular function: protein binding; zinc ion binding; ubiquitin-protein transferase activity. Gene Ontology annotation, cellular component: nucleoplasm; chromatin. NCBI's taxonomy places the organism in Eukaryota, Metazoa, Mollusca, Gastropoda, Lepetellida, Haliotidae.
AAGGCACUAGUGCGCAUGUGCAUUGAAAAUUUCAUCGAUCCAAAGAUGGCGGGAAGUAGAUCAGUGUCCUGGUGGACGUGCUUCUAUUUUCCUUAAUGUGUUGCCUAAACAUCGCAAGUAACAGUAACGAAACAUCCCUUCAUGCAUUCCAGGAUCUUGUGUAAGUAAUGGCCUCUGAGGACGGUUCACCAAAGGUAUCGCCCAUUUCCUCACCGCUUCUGACUUCAUCUUCACUGGAAAAUGAGGAGCAAAAGUGUCCAAUCUGUGAAGAGAAGUUGAAGAAGCCUAAAGUACUGACAUGUCUACACGUCUUUUGUGAGGCAUGUCUCGAGAAACAGAUAGAAGAGGACAAGGAUGAGGAUGAGGACGAUGGGAAGGAUUCGGCCGUCUUUGUGACGCCGUCGUGUCCGAGUAUAAUAUGUACCCAAUGCAAGCAGGAGACAAUCAUCCCCUCCAAGGGGGCCAAUGGCCUGCCCACAGAGCAUAUCUUGUCCGACAUGCUGGACAUGACCGACAUGGGAGACAUGCAGUUGGUGUGUACCAGCUGCAAAGCCAAAGAGAAGGCCGUGGCCAGGUGCAGUGAUUGUGCCAGCUUCCUGUGUCCCAUAUGUGUCACUGCACAUCAGUUUAUGCGAUGUUUUGAAAAUCACAAGGUGGUGUCUUUCGAGGAACUACAGAAUGGAGGCGGCUUAACAAUCCACAAACCGAUUUUCUGUCCAGUCCACACAAGUGAAAACCUGAAAUACUACUGCAAUACUUGCCAGGUGCCGAUCUGUAAUGAUUGUAUGCUGAGCGAGCACCGUCAGCCAGAACACAGCCACGAGAAAAUCUCUGACAUUGAAGAGCAGCAGAAGGAAGACCUCAAGUCGCUGGUGACGGAGAGCAAGAGCAAGGUGUCCAUUUGUCAAGAGGCUACCUCCAACCUGGAGAACGCUCUGUCAGAGUUGCAGAUACAGCGGGACAACGCCAAGGGCCUCAUCCAAGAAACAUUCCAGAGCUGCAAGGCUGUACUAGAGAAGAGGAAAGAUGAUCUACUGAAGGAACUGGAAGAAAUGCACUCCUCACAGGAACUGGGUAUCAUGGAGAUGUUUCACAUCGUGGGCAGCACAGUGGAGAAGAUAGAGGAUGCCUGCAAGUUCACAGAGCGCGUGCUGGAACACGGGAACAGUGUUCAGAUGCUCCUGGUGAAGCAACUCAUCACCAGCCAGCUGAUGUCCCUCAUCAACAACACCCCCAAGCUGGACGUCUCAGUGGAUAUCAAGUUCAAUGCGAACACUGAUGUCUUCAAGGAAGCUGCCAAGAAAACCUUUGGAUCUUUUGCCAAGGAAGAGAUGAAGAUUGACACUCAGCUGUCAUCACUGCACUCAUCAUUCGACAAUGAUGCCUUUUCCCUGCCCCAUGGGGUUUUGAGCCCAACCAGCUCCAUGAUGGCUACCCGAUCAAGCAUCUCGGACUUCAUGCCAUCACUGCGAUGUAUCACCCCUGUCUCAAUCAACGGUAGCGUUGUUGACUCCCUGCACAACAUGGUGUCUGUGCCGCCUCCUAUUGGGCGGUGCAUCUCCGGUGUUGGGCACCCCUCGAGUCAAGAUAGCAGUCUAUCACGCAACUCCCACAGCCCUGCAAUGUCUGACAGUGGGAUAUCCGUGGACGCAGCCAGCACUGGUAGCAGUCAGAGUGCCACCAUGAUCAACAUUGCAGCCAUGGCUAAACUGGGGUCUGUUGGAUUCAACAAUCAAGGUCAGGUGACUCUAAAUGGUCAGGUGAUAUCGGGAAUGAACAUCAACAACCCCUCCACUGGGUCAGGGGGAGGUAACUCUAACCCGAGCAGUCGCACUCAGACCCCCCUCUCUCAGCCAGACACGUCCCUUAACAUUCUCACCAGUGCACCUCAGCGGUCACCCAACUCCUCCAACCUUGAUACACUGGCCAAUCUGUUCAGUCAGUCGUCUCAGCAGAUGAAUGGUGUCAGCAACGCACUUGGUAAUCUCAGCAAUCUGACCAACCUGGCCAACCUGGACACCAUGGGACUCGGGAACAUGGGCAACUUGAUGAACUCUCCGGACGAUACAGACAUCACCACUUUCGACCCAUCUGUGGCAGGUGGCAGCAGUCAGUUCCCACCUAUGCGACGUGUCAACAAGAUGAGCGCAAUGCAGAUCAGAUGCAAGUUUGGUCAGUUGGGUCCAGGCAAGGGUCAGUUCAACUCUCCCCAUGGCUUUUGCCUGGGUAUUGAUGAGGACAUCAUUGUGGCCGACACGAACAACCAUCGGAUUCAGGUGUUCGAAAAAACUGGAGAGUUCAAGUACCAGUUCGGCAUACCAGGUCGAGAGGAGGGACAGCUAUGGUACCCACGGAAGGUUGCAGUGAUGAGGACGUCGGGGAAGUAUGUUGUGUGUGACCGUGGUAAUGAGCGCUCCCGCAUGCAGAUCUUCACCAAGAAUGGACAUUUUGUCAAGAAGAUAGCUAUCCGCUACAUCGACAUCGUGGCUGGACUGGCCAUCACACAGCAGGGUCACAUUGUGGCGGUUGACAGUGUUUCACCUACAGUUUUCUGUAUUGGUGAAUCUGGAGAUCUGAUCAAGUGGUUUGACUGUAGUGACUACAUGCGGGAGCCAUCAGACAUUGCUAUCAGCGGGAAGGAGUACUUCGUCUGUGACUUCAAGGGCCACUGUGUGGUAGUGUUCAACGAGGACGGACAGUUCAUGAGACGCAUUGGUUGUGAGAACAUCACCAACUACCCCAAUGGCAUCGACAUCAGCGACGCAGGAGACGUCCUUGUAGGUGACAGCCACGGCAACCGCUUCCACGUUGCAGUGUUCCAGCGGGAUGGUUCUUUGAUCGGAGAGUUCCAGUGUCCCUAUGUGAAAGUGUCGCGCUGCUGCGGGCUGAAGAUCACCUCCGAGGGUUACAUUGUCACACUUGCCAAGAAUAACCACCAUGUUCUGGUGUUAAACACUUUAUAUAUCACUUAACUCAUGUGCCAAUAUUCCUCAGUGUAACUGGGGGGAUUUACUAUUGGAUUCCUUUAGUUAUAUUAUUAUAUUACUAUUAUGUUUACUGUUUAUCCUUAUAUUAUUAUAUUACAUUUAUUUAGGUCCACAAUUAAUACUGAAUACAGGAUAAUGAUUCCUUGAGGUUACUAACCUCUGUUGGCAAGAUAUAUAGUUUUUUAAGCACAGAUUUAUAUAACUAUAUCCAAUAGUCAGAUUGUUAACAUUUUGUCACGUUUUAUGAACAGAUUGGGUGUCCAGGGACAGUCGGUCUCCUAGCAGUAGAUAAAGUAACCAUAUUUGGGCUCUAAUUGCCAAUCAACCUUAUGCAACAUGCUUUAUUUCUAGUCACAUAUACUCAGUCCUAACAUGACCAUUAUUUUUUGCUGUGCCUUAAGGGAUUAUUGUUUUUUUUCUGUGUUCAUAGUAUAAAGCUUUACAAGAGAUCAUAUUAUAUUUUCAUUGGUGAUGUUGACCAAAUUAUCACUUUUGUGUUGUAAAUUUAUUCACCUUUUUUGAAGUUAUUUGCAUAUACUAUAGAGAAGCCAAGAUUGCUCAUGCAAAAUGUUUGUAUAUCUAAAAGACCAUUCAUAGUUUUACCCACCAUACUUAUUUAGUGUAUGCAUCUAAUCAAAAUAUUGUUGUUUACUACUGUGUUAAUUUCAUAUUGGUUUAUGCCAUUUCCUAAUCUUAGGGCCAUUUCAUGGAAGAGUUAAAUGUGAAUAUUUAGUUUUUCAAAGGUAUUCCAGAAGAUAUAUUUUAUCCAGUAAAUUUUUGGACUGCAGUUUAAUGAUUGAAGAGGUGUUGCUCCCUUUUGAGCUCACCCUCUUCUGUGCAUUGUUUAGUCGUCUCCAAGUGUUGACGUUUCGGAACAUUUCACUCCAGACAAUCUAGUUUUAGUGGUCAUCACAACGAGCUUUUCAUUCAUUUAGAUGGUGUUCAUGUUCUUUCAAUUCCAGUUUUGAAUUUAACUCAUAAUACUGUAAAAAAAAAAAAUGUUAACUUUUUGAGAUACUGUUUUAUUAUUGUCAACUCCUUUAAGAUUUUUGAACUGUUUGCAUUUAGAGUUUUGAAGAUUAAUUUUCAAGUUUACCAAGUUUACUUUUGAAAAAAAGAGGAGGAUUUCGCAUCCGUGCAAAGACUGAUAUUUCCAUCUUGGUCUGGGUUCAAUGAAGGGUAAUGGGAGAAGAGUUGACAUGUUUUAAUAACAAUAGAUCAAGAAGUGUUUGUUAUGGCCAUCGCUGUGGCAGAGGAUGAGGAGAAAUGUAACCAAUCGUAGAUGGCUAACGUUUUGAGUGCAUGUUUUGAGACCAGACUGUUUUUAUUAUUAAUAUCAGGGGAGGCAGCGAGGCGGCCUCCUCCCUCCCUCCCUCCUCCCCCCCCAACUUCACAGGUACUCUGUGUCGGAGCUAGACAGGGACAUUGUUAUACAUAUACACAUUAUAUAUAUACAUAUACAUAUUAAUUUUUGGUGCUCUAACUGUACAGCUCUAUUCAGGCUUUUAGUUUAUUACAUUAUAGUUUUAUUUCGUGUAGUAACAGUGUGGUCGAUAGAUGUCACACUUAUACAUGCGGAUUAUUAAGUUGAAAAACUUACCAUUCUUAUUAUCGGAGAGAGAAGAGAGAGACAGAAUUUAGUCAAAUAGCACUAAUCACUCCUACCUUGCCUGCCCAGUAUUUAGUGACCACGCAACGCUGACUGCUGUAGUGAGAGGAGAGUCAGCAGGUUGACGUGUCUACGAUUAGGCGUUUUUCUUUUAUUUGGUAUUAUUCUGUAUUAUUUUUGAAAUACUUUUCUAUUAAUUACACUUUUCAUAUACAAUUAUAUAUUUAAUUGAUGUUUUGCAAUGUUAUUUUUCCUAAUAUUCAGCUGAUAUUUUUUGAUCAUCUCCCUUUCUGUUGAUUUUGUCAAAGCAAUGCCCAUUGGAAAGAGCUGCCAUCUGACCACCGUGAAAAGACGACGGAAUUCCAGGAUUCACAUUGGGCCGGCCACCUCUUGAAAUAACACUUUACACUGUUGCAGGAGAAUUGCAGUUGGUACUACUUGAUUUUAACAGUUAUUCAUGUUUGGGUUGAUCGUUCCAGUUAACUCAGUGUUUACUUACAGUUUUGCAUUGAAAAAUGAUUUGUUUAUCAAUUGAAGCAUGUGCUUUUUAUUUUUUGCCAUUCCCUAGUUUAUGUUAAUUUUUGAGAAAAUCACAUUGCAAUGAUAUACAAUGAUACACAGGUAAAAUCAUUGUAUUAGUUAUUGUACACUGAUUUUACUGUGUGCCAACUCCUCCGAGGCUUCUGUCUGUGCCCCAUGACAGGUGUGUUGUUGUUUUGAGUCGUCAAAGUCGUCUUUUAGGGGAAUCGGGACGGGAGGGUCAGGGAAUCAGCAUUUCAACUGAUACUUAUUUACUCAUAUCUUGCUUUUUACAAACCGUGCCAUAUUUUAAUGGCGGUCCUUGAUCAAAUGUGUGUUGACCGUGAUCUCUAUUUUCCCUACUAUCAGUAUUUACUGUUUACAAUACCCAGUGUUGCUCAUUCUUCUCUUAUUGACAUAUAUUUAUGUUAUUCAGCCUUCUAUCAGAAGCAGACAUUCAGAAAUAAACCCUUGAAAAAGUAUACAUUGCCAAAAACUUUCCUAUGCAGAGAAUUGUUUUAUAAGUCCCUGACACAGUUCAGAGUUUUUCAAGUUUUUGAAAAUACUAUUGUUUUAUGUACUGUCGUCUGCAUGAAGAUGGUGAAAGGAGAAUUCCUCAUGUCUUCUUAUGAGAAGCACAAUGUAGUUUCUGAAGAAAUAAUCUGGAUAUUUACAUCCAAAAGAGUUGUGAUCUACAUAAUUGUUUUCAAUAAGUGCCAAAAUAAUAUUCUUUACUUUUUUCAUAGCAAACAUAUCAGUCAAGCUGUCCCUUUUCAUAAUAAUUGUCCUAAUUGACAUCGGCAUAACACCUGUUGACAACAUGUACAAUAGGCAAUAUGCAAUAGAAAAUCAAAUUAGAAGUAGUUUUUGCCUCAGGUUAACAUAAUCAUACACUCAAGAUCGCGGACAUGUUUUUCCACAAAUACUGGCGAAAUCAUUACUAAAAGAAAGGUUGCAAAUUUCCUAUUGCAUUUUAUGCUAUUUCAGGGGAGCAGAAUUCGUGAAGGGGUGUUUCCAAAGAAAUGUUUACACAAAAAUCAUAUUCUGUUUAUUGAUGUUGUAUGUCACAUUUUAUGUUGAAAUUUGAAAAAAUGUGUAUAUUUUGCAAAGAUCAUGACAAGUUUUUGCGUAUGUUCAUCUGAACAUGUCAGUUUAGGCAUGGUACUUUGCAAAGGCAAUAUUUGAGCAUUGCCACAAUAGACAAGAAAUUUGCAGUAAUUUACAUUCACAGUAAAUUAUUUGAAGAAAAAAUAGCAUUAGUGCUGUAUGAAGUUUGUUUCACAAAUAACAUGACUGCCCAACCAGACUGCUAAUUUAGACAUAAAGAUGUAUUCCCGAAAGCCAACAAGGAAUGCUUUAGUUUGGGUUCUCUGUGGUGGUGUCUUUGGAUAGGAGAACCAGUCCAACGUGCUGGUACAUAUUCUCAUUUUGCUGCUGAAAAAAUGAAAUCUUACCUGGAUCUGUGAUGUGGUUUUGACAAUGUUAUAUUAUACAACAGGAUAGCAAUAAACCUACCCUCAGAAUUCAGUCGAGAAUUUUCACAUCACCGAUUUUAAGAUACAUGAUUUUAACGGGAACUUGGCCUUUUGCAUCUUUUUGAGUUGUUUUAUUCACAGCACAUAUCUUCUAUAUUAUAUAUGUUUAUGUAUAAGAAACAGAAGAGAGAGAUGAAAGUGAUGUGAAAAUUCUGAUUGUGAAAGGGAUCAUUUUUCAAUGAUGGCUAAGGCUAUUUAUCCAAUAGGUGCCUUGAUAAAACCCAAAUUGAUUGGUAUCCCUUUGUGUUUUUCCUUGUUUUAUAUAAAUUUACACUGACCGUGAUGUACUGGUUUGCUCAAUUGUCUGUUUGGAUUUGUUUUCCUAAAGUUUAUGUAUUUAGGACAGUUCUAAAGUAAAGCAUUGAAGUUGUCAUGUUCUGGAUACUGGCCUUAGAAAACACGUUUCAAUCAAUUGAUGUCUUUGAGGAGUUCUAUCAAGGAAGUCAUGCUCCGUCUUGUCGAUUUGAAUUAAAUGUGUCGAUGGUUGAUAGGCGUCGACAUGUGUCAAAUUAAAUAUUCGGUUUCUGGAUUGUUCCUUUGCUGGCUCCCUUGACGAAGUAACCACAGGUGAAAAGGUUACAGAUGAUUGUCUAACACAGUUGAGAGAUUCUGUUCCAAGCUUGAAACAUGGUUGGUUGUUUGAGUUCUUGGGUAGACAUUGGUCUUCAGUGUUUACAUGCUUUACACUUUGCAAUAUUUUAUUUUGUCCAUGAUCUUGCAUACCUUCAUUCCAUAGUCAAAUCGAGAAAACUGUACAAAAGAUUUUGAAUUCUUGUAAGCUUAAGAUUUUAUGGUUACAAGUACGGUAAGGUUAUGAGAAAUCCACUAGUUCAGGGCAAUUGUAUUCCAAAGAGUUUUCAAAGAUGAUUUCGGCCAUGUCUUGGAAGAGGUUUGAUAUAGAAUGUAACCAUGUCCUUGUAUUUUCUCUCAUAUGCUGAGCCCUCCCUGUCCACUCAUUGAUGCCAAGUUAGUCUUGCUUUCUGGUCCAUUAUUUGGCAGUUUCACUUCGGUCUGUCAACAAGUGCCCGUCUCCCCAAGGAAUCUGGCACCCCCCCUACCCAUCUCCUUCUCUAUCCCUGUCUAUUCUGUGUCUGACCCACCUAACGAUGUAUAAAGUACUUAACGCAUUCCCAUAUAGCCCAGACGUGUUAAAUAUAUGUAUAUGUUGUAUUUUUGUACAUUAGUGCUACCAGAAAUUGUUAUUUGUGCUGUUGUACAGUGUCAUUUAGUUUAUAGUGCAGUGUGGAAAAUGCAAGUACUGGUCCAGCAAGUAUAGUUGGAGAUAUUUGUGACCUUGCUAGCUUUUGCUAGUUGGUCUUAUGAAAGUUCAUGAAACAGGUGCCCUUUUGGGUGGAAUGUACUUGACUGGACUGAUACAGUGGUGGUUGUCGUUCCUUCCAAUAUCUAGUGCUAUGGUGUAAUAUGUGGAGAUUCAUUUAGUCAGGAGAUGUAGGAUAGAAAAUUUAGUUUUGAAAGGUUUUUACCCUCAGUGCAUAAUUAACAAGGUAUUGCGUACAACCUCUUUGAGUUCCUUUUAUCAAACCUUUUACACAGACCCCGUCUGAUUUGCCAAAUUUAAACUUUUUACUUUGUCUUGAGAUUUGAAAUUUAGAAUGAGUUUUAUUUAUAUUCCAGUUGCAUAUAUUUAUUUCUACAGCUAAUCGUUAUUUAAUAAUGGCAUCGUUUUUAUUCAAAUGCGAACAAUACCAAAUUUUAUAUGUCACCUAAUCCCCUUUUCUAAAUAUCGGACUUUAUAUUUUAUUAUAUGCAUUAUAUUCCUCCUGCAUGUGCAAACGAGCAGUUUGUGCAGUCAGGAGAACAGGGUAGAGAAGGGGGUUUGGGCUAGGGUGGGUGGUGGUGGUGGUGUGUUGGGGGCACAGCUAAUGACAGACUGUUGGCAUCCUUCUCAGCAUUACUCUUCCAGCCCUGUCAUGGGUGUCCAGUAAAGCCUCGGAGAAAUUGGUGGCAAUAUACACAAGUAUUCAUAUACAUAUAUUACUAUUUUUGGAGGAGUCAUCUGCGAUUUCUUAUAUGUUUAUGUGAAGGAAAUUGUAUGCAAAGUGGAAUAAAGGUGUUCUUUCAUUCAA